GCGGUCCUCCAGGCAAGGGGGCACUAGUGCAGGACGGGGCUAGAGGGGCAGGCUUUGGGUUGCCAGGGAGCCGCCGGUACCCGACUUCCGUUUCUGACUACUGAGGCACGAGGAUCCGGUGUUUCAACCCAGCGGGAAAAUGCGGCCUUUGACUGAGGAGGAGACCCGUGUAAUGUUUGAGAAGAUAGCCAAAUACAUCGGGGAGAAUCUUCAGCUGCUGGUCGACAGGCCCGAUGGCACCUACUGUUUCAGGCUGCACAACGACCGGGUGUACUACGUGAGUGAGAAGAUUUUGAAGCUGGGCGCCAAUAUCUCCGGGGACAAGCUCGUAUCGCUGGGGACCUGCUUUGGAAAGUUCACUAAGACCCACAAGUUCCGUUUGCACAUUACAGCUCUGGAUUACCUUGCACCGUAUGCCAAGUAUAAAGUGUGGAUAAAGCCUGGAGCAGAGCAGUCCUUCCUGUAUGGAAACCAUGUGUUGAAAUCUGGUCUGGGUCGAAUCACUGAAAACACUUCUCAGUACCAGGGAGUGGUGGUGUACUCCAUGGCAGACAUCCCUUUGGGUUUUGGGGUAGCAGCAAAGUCCACACAAGACUGCAGGAAAGUAGACCCCAUGGCGAUUGUGGUAUUUCAUCAAGCAGACAUUGGGGAAUAUGUACGUCAUGAAGAGACAUUGACUUAAAAUGAAGUCAUCGCGAGAACUUAACAGCUGUGUGGAAGGGCCUAGCUUUGUUUCCUGUGUCUGUGCAGAUGCCUCCAUCAUGUUGAAUUUUGUCAGCACUGUGACCUCUACAGGGACUUCUUAGUGUAAUAUUCUCAUUAUCACUGACAAGUGCAGGCUCUUUCUUACUAUACAGAAAUGACUCAAAAGUGAGGUUUUAGAUCUUUGCAUUUGUGAUUUUUAUAUUUGAAUCAGAGGGCUCUUGUUCUGAGUAAUAGCUCCUAAAUUAUUGGAACUGAGGACAAGAAUAUAGUAUUAAUUGUUAUCUGUGAUAACACUGUUUUCCAGACUCAUGGUAAGAACACAAUGGAUUUUCUUUGUUAUUUAUUAAUAUCACAAAAGAUAGAUACUGCUAUAUAAGAAUAGUAGGCCAUGUCUGAGGUUUUAAGAUAUGAAUUUGGCUAAAAUAAUAAGUGCAAUUUAGUCAGCUGUUUUUCUAUACAGUAAAUGCUGUAUGGUAUAAGAAAAACUUGGAUUCGAAUCCCACUUCUGCCACUUAUCAGCUGUAUGACCAUGGGUAAGCUUCAUUUUCUUCUGUUUAAAAAAAAAAACUAAAAACCAGCUUUAGCCAUCAGCCUAAGAAUGUUUUUUAGGAUUAGGAAUCAUGAUUGU
Sciurus carolinensis (gray squirrel) is the source of this 1333-nucleotide messenger RNA. RefSeq names its product nucleolar pre-rRNA processing protein NIP7 (gene Nip7). Gene Ontology annotation, molecular function: RNA binding. The record is from RefSeq and is a predicted model, not a curated record. Gene Ontology annotation, cellular component: nucleus; preribosome, large subunit precursor; nucleolus. NCBI's taxonomy places the organism in Eukaryota, Metazoa, Chordata, Mammalia, Rodentia, Sciuridae. The coding region runs from base 140 to 682 and encodes 180 amino acids. Gene Ontology annotation, biological process: ribosome assembly; ribosomal large subunit biogenesis. The transcript has 5 exons.